AUGAAGGUGUCAACAUUUCCUCCACUUCAUGCCACCGCCAUGGACAAAAAUCUGUCUCUGCAACAGAAAAUACUGGUGCGUUUUAACGAGAGACGGAGAGAGGUUGAUGCCAACCCCAGGAUCCUUAAUAAGUACAGCCCUGUUCUGUUUAUAGCGGAAGUGACGGGUGUAUGGUACUACGGCACGUGUCAUGCUGUGCCAUUUUUGUAUGCAGGUUACGGUGAACAAACAAUCAAAGUCAUACAGGCCAUCGUUUGUUUUCUUACGUUUGAAGUAGUAAUCAACUGGUGGUAUGUUCAUACCGUGGAGUCAAACUAUGAUCCUCAGCGUCACGGGACAGAACAGGUGCACAAAUCUGAGGCGCUGUCACAGGUAGUGUGUGAUACAGACUUCCAAAGUAAGAGGCGGGAAGCUCACAGGACCGGACGUGACUCCACUUCCGGACAAUAUUGGUCGUGGAAGUAUUGCUCUGUCUGCGAUCAGCCAAGCCCCCCUCGUUGUCACCACUGUAUACUUUGUAACCGAUGUUCGCUCAAACGUGACCACCACUGUUUCUUUGCCCGGAACUGUGUUGGCUAUCGUAACUUUCGUCAUUUCACAGUUAUGGUGUUCUGGGCAAAUUUAGCAUCCGUAAUUGGUUUUGCCCAUGCAGUUCCGUUCCUGUUAAUGGACGUGUUGCCUGAAGACGGAUAUAUAGAUUUGCUCCCUUUCGUGGCCUUCAUUCGAUGGCUCUUUGGGUACUCCAACUUCCGAGUAGGGGUCAUUGUUCUAGGAUUGUGGUUUCUGGCAAUGCUUGUGGUUUUGACGACUUCAAUGAUGAAUGACAGCCGUAAAUGGGUUAUUCAGGGUAAAACAUCAUACGAGGUUGACAAUAAUAUUCCCAUCAGGGACACCAGAACCGUGGGAGACAAAAUUCGAGCCGUUUAUGGUCAAUAUUGGCUAUUAAAUUUCAUGGUGCCGAUGCACUGGAUGUUUCAACCCGAAAUAGAUCCUGUUAACUGGCCCACGAUAAACAACUGA
Ylistrum balloti is the source of this 1020-nucleotide messenger RNA. RefSeq lists its product as uncharacterized. NCBI's taxonomy places the organism in Eukaryota, Metazoa, Mollusca, Bivalvia, Pectinida, Pectinidae. Gene Ontology annotation, cellular component: endoplasmic reticulum; Golgi apparatus. Bases 1 to 1020 code for a protein of 339 amino acids. Gene Ontology annotation, molecular function: protein-cysteine S-palmitoyltransferase activity. The transcript is spliced from 2 exons. Gene Ontology annotation, biological process: protein targeting to membrane; peptidyl-L-cysteine S-palmitoylation. The record is from RefSeq and is a predicted model, not a curated record.